AUGGCAGAUUCCGAUGAAGAAUCCGAUCGCCGUCGUAGCCGUGACAAAUUUCGCCGUGAACGUAGUGAUCACGAUGGACGUCGUCGUCCUGGUGAUAAACGAGAGCCAUUCGACGACCGAUCAGGCACUGUAGGUGUUGCACCGGCUCGUGAAGAUAAUCGUUUGUCAGGUGAAGGUCGGAAUGACCGUGGACGAUCACCUGCAGAACCUCCUUACAAAAGACCUCGUAAAGAUAACAGUGAUGAUAAUAAACCAAGUUCAUACCAACGAAAGGAUACCAAAAGUUCAAGUGUUUCGGAAUACGAUGGCAUGUACAGGCCUCCAGUAAUACCAUUUAAACGGUUUCUUGAUCCUUUGGACGACUUGAUAACUGAAGAAGAGGCGUGUAGUAAAUACAAAGAAUACAAAGAAGGAUAUAUGAAGCGUCAUACCGAAGAGUUCUUUGAUGCACACAAAAAUGAGGAAUGGCUUCGUCUUCGUUAUCAUCCCGAUUACAUGAAUGAAAGAAAAGCCGCUCUUAGCGCAGCAGCCAAGCAUCGUCUAGAUGUUUUCAUGGAGCUUUUACAUAAAGGCUUUCUCGAAAAUCAGUCUGUUCAAAUGGACAAUAGUGAGAAUCUCAUAAAACUCAUGGAUGCUGUUGUUAUCAAACUUGAAGGUGGUUCUGAUGAAGACCUAAAGGUACUUGAAGAAUCUGAUCGUAAUAGAUAUUCAGACGAAGAAGUAGUACAUCAGUCUCAGUCUUCUGGACCUAUUUGUUGUGAAAAUAAAAGUGAAGGAGAGGCUGAAUCUGAUGAAGAUUUCGAACAUGAGAAGCCUAACACAGAACUUCCUAGAAAAGUGAUGCCAGAACCUCUUCACACUCCAGGUUCUACUGUGGAGUGUCGAACAACUAACCGACGUGCACGAACUGAGUCAAACAAGUCUGGUAGCUCAGCUCCUUCACAAAGUAGCCAGAGUAGCGAUAGUGACAGUGGUUCUUCAAGCGAUGACGAAGCUGAUGAAAGCGCCAAACCUAAAGCUGAAGUUGAGCAGAAGUGUAAUGAACUCGGUAAUAUUCAUGACGUCGCAAGGUCUGAAGUUGACGAAGAUGACGACGAUGUACCCACUCCUACAACUGCCGAGUCCCCAAGAGGAUGUAAAAAUGAAGACUCUUCUGUUUCUAUGAUCAUCGGCUCGGUAAAUGAUACACCUGUCAAACAUCCUAUUUUUGGAGAUCCUUCCAACGCUCCUCAGUCCAAGUGUGCAAAUCCACCAAGACUGCUACAUAAAACUGCCUCUAUAUUCUUCCGAGCGUUACCUCCAACUAUAAUGGAAAGCGAACUCAAAGAGCUUUGCGCUUCUCAACCUGGAUUCAUAAGACUGGCUCUUUGGGAACCUGUUCCUGAACGUCGAUUUAUGCGACAUGCAUGGGCCACAUAUGAUCCUUCUGUUAACAUCAAAAAGAUAUGUUGGGCGUUAAAUACCAGUACUUUAUUACGCGAAAAACUUGAACUUCCAAACGGAGAAUUAGGUGCUACAGUUAAUCGUGAUUUAGCCCAGAGAGUUCGUCCUCUUACUCCUCUCACACGUCAUAAACCAGUUAUGCGACAAGAUUUACUCUUGGCUGCGCAACUUGUCGCACGUUUAGAUGCUAAACAUAAUCUAUGGAGUCAUUUGGAAAUUCCUGAUAGUACAAAUGAUUUGAAUACAAUUGGUAAGCUCAAAAUGAAUGGUGAUUCGGAAUUCAAGAAUAUUUGUGAUUAUACAGCUCUGGAAAUGGCUAUUAAGAGUAAAAAUCCAUUACUUAAAAAUCUGACAGACUAUCUUGUUGAUGAAGGUGGAAGUGAAGAAGAAGCACUUAUAGCGGAAACUCAAGCAGAAGGUGAAGGAUGUGACAAUAGUAGUAAUACUGUAGUUGGGCGUGUUCACACUGUAACAUUGGAAUCCGAUCCUAAUUUGGCUCGUACUUUAGAUCUGUUAAUACUCUAUUUACGUAUUGUCCAUUCUAUGGAUUACUAUGCAGGAGCUAUCUAUCCCAUGGAGGAUCUCAUGCCUCAUCGAUGUGGAAUUCUUCAUGCAAGAGGUGACAGAGGAAUAAAUCCUGUUCCUGGUGCUCGUUCUAGUGGUCUGGCUUUCACUCAAAGAGAAAUUAAUGAUCACCUUCAGAAUUUCGCUUUAAAAUUGCGUACUCUUAUCGAGGUACCAAAAGAUUUAACUGAAGAGGAAAUGAAAAAGUUAGGUAUGCGAGAUCCUGAAAAAACUGCAGAAGAAUUCGUUGAAGCUAAUAUUCAAAAAAGAACUGGCAAGAAAAAACCAUUUAAAGUUGUAUGGGUAUGUCCAUUAUCCGACAAGAAAUUCCGUGAACCAAUUUUUGUUCGUAAACAUAUUUUCAAUAAACACAUGGACAAGGUAGAAGCAGCUAAAAAAGACAAUGCAAUAUUCUAUAAUAACUAUUUGAAAGAUCCUAGACGUCCAUCAUUACCAGAAGCUCCUUAUCAUUUGUUAAAUCAAUAUUAUCCAUCUUUGAGUUCGAAUUCAAAUAGUAAUAAUCAUACAUACAGAGGUAGAGGUUCUGGACGUGGUAAUACGGGUGGAAGUUAUCGUGGAUAUAGGAAUAAUUCACUUCUUUCAACAGCACCAAGUUAUGUACGGGGUACUGGAACUUUUCAGGACUAUUAUGAUGUGGCAGCUCAACAACAACAACACCAAGCUAUGGCGGCUGUAGCAGCAGCAGCUGCUGCCGCUUUAUAUCCAAACGCUGCGACAGCAGCUGAUUUGUAUGCAUUGGCUGCACAGGCAGGUGCACCUCGCACAGGUCUUGGAAUGUCUAGGUCGCGUGGUCAACGUGGUUCUUCACCAUCUCAUGAUUUCAAUCAUCGACCAUAUAGUAGUAGUAGUACAUUGGAUAAUCGCCGGAGACAGCCUACAAACUAUUCGACAAAUAGACGUCCAGUUGGUGGUGGUGGCGGUACUACAACCGGUGAACGAACAAUGAUAUCAUAUAAUGAUUUAGAUGAUCCUGGAAAUGAUGUGCUUUAA
Molecule: messenger RNA, 3018 nt
Organism: Schistosoma guineensis
Lineage: Eukaryota; Metazoa; Platyhelminthes; Trematoda; Strigeidida; Schistosomatidae
Source: the annotation of a GenBank genome assembly